AUGGAUACCGAAGCAGAGAUGAUGUUCGAUGAUAUCGCUAAAACUUACGAAGCCACCUUUGCUCAUGAUCCCAGUCUUCACCAGGUUAUUGACCAGGCGCUGGAUCUGCUUGAGCCCAACUCCCGUGUGCUUGAUGUCGGGUGUGGAACAGGAAAACCCGUGUCUUACAGGCUGGCCGAAGCCGGGCAUGAUGUGAUAGGCAUUGAUAUCUCUCAAAACAUGAUUGAUAUCGCGUCCCGCCAGGUCAAGGGAGCGUUUACGAAAGUCGACAUGACCAAGUACCAGCCUGCAACAAAAUUCCACUGCAUCUUUGCCAUCUUCUCGUUGUUCAACAUAUCCCGUUCCCAGAUACACUCGAUGGUUAGCAAAUUUUUCGAGUGGCUGGAACCAGGAGGCCGGCUUGUCCUCGCUACCAUCCCCAGCGAUUGUUUGUUUCAGGAUCGAUCCAUGUACGACCAAUCCGCCGAAUGGGUUGAUCAGAAGCCCAUGUACUUUAUGGGGCAUGACUUCUGCGGAUCUGCAGCGACAACAGGUGGUUGGAAACAUCUUUUCAGUGACGUGGGAUUCGAGAUUGAGACGGAGUUUUCGUACCAAUUUUCUCCGCCAGACAUCGCGGCACAUAAAAGAGAUCCGGACCAUCACUAUUUCAUCAUUCGACGUGGAAUGAAGCCGUGA
Molecule: messenger RNA, 675 nt
Organism: Aspergillus caelatus
Lineage: Eukaryota; Fungi; Ascomycota; Eurotiomycetes; Eurotiales; Aspergillaceae
Product: class I SAM-dependent DNA methyltransferase
Exons: 1
Coding region: 1-675 (224 amino acids)
Source: RefSeq, a predicted model, not a curated record